Molecule: messenger RNA, 564 nt
Organism: Penicillium alfredii
Lineage: Eukaryota; Fungi; Ascomycota; Eurotiomycetes; Eurotiales; Aspergillaceae
Product: GNAT family N-acetyltransferase
Exons: 1
Coding region: 1-564 (187 amino acids)
Molecular function (GO): acyltransferase activity, transferring groups other than amino-acyl groups
Source: RefSeq, a predicted model, not a curated record
AUGGCCUCCGGCAACCUCCACUUCCGAAUCGCAACCCCAGAAUAUGCAGAGCCUAUCCAGCAACUGGUACAAUGCGCAUUUCGCGCCGAAGACAGCCGACAAGGCUGGACCGCUGAUAUGGAGCUUUCGGCGCGCUUUCGCGUGGAAGUCAAGCAAGUCCUGGCCACAAUCAGCAACCCAGACAGCGCGAUUCUGAUGGCUACCGACAACAAUGGGACCCUCGUGGGAUCCAUCGAGAUUUCAAAGCGCGGAAUCGACCGCGCUCGCUUCUCUAUGUUGGCAGUGGACCAGAGCCACCAGCGCCAAGGCCUUGGGCGUCAGGUCCUUGGCCAUGCUGAAGAGUACUGUCAGCGGGUUUGGGGUGCCAGGAUCGGGGAGUUGAACGCUCUUUCAACGCGACAAGAACUUAUCCUCUGGUAUGUCCGUCGGGGGUACCGUAAAACGGGCGAGCUGAGGCCGUUUCCGCGCGAGGAGUUCAAUGGCCUAGAGUUGCCGGAUGAUAUGUGUUUUGUCGAGCUCGAGAAGGAUUUGAGUGCCGCCGCUGAUAGUGAAGAUGCUUUUUAA